This is a messenger RNA of Pedinophyceae sp. YPF-701, 1083 nucleotides long. NCBI's taxonomy places the organism in Eukaryota, Viridiplantae, Chlorophyta, Pedinophyceae. The record is from the annotation of a GenBank genome assembly.
AUGGUCGAGGGAGGCGUCGCUCAGGAUGCGGCGAGCGCGGCGCAACCGCCAGAGACGGACGCAAGGCUGCAGGCGGCGGCGGUCACGGUCCAGCGCCACGUGCGCGGGAUGCUGGCGCGAAAGGACGUGGACGUGCACAGGCGCAUUCUGAGGGCGCGGGACCGCAUGGAGCGCAUCAUGCGCGCGCACAGGGAGCGGUCGGCGGUAGUCCUGGACGAGCAGCGCCGCAUGGAGGCCAUGAACCCGGUCGAGCUCGAGCGGUGGACGCGGGAGCGCGAGCGCGCCGCAACCGCCAUCCAGGCGGCCUGGCGCGGGCACCUCCAGCGCCGCGCGACCGCACGGCUCCACCCCCACUUCCCCACCCCUGCCCUCCCACGCGCCCCGCUUCGAGAGUCCUCGAGCCUCGGCGACCACUCCCGCCUCGACCCCUCCAUCACAGCGUCCCUCCCGGACUCCGUCCGCGCCGUGCUCACCGCCGUGUCCUCCCCGCGGGCCUCCGCGCCCACCGCCGCCGCCGCAGUGGCCAAUCCCGACGUCUGGGGGAGCACGCUCGCCCCGGACGGCACGCUCGCGAUCGGCGCGGAGCGCCGCGCGGCCCUCGCGGCGCAGAUCGCGGACGACGUCGCCGCCACGCGCGCCGCCCACCAGCUCCCCCUCGACGACGCCGCAGCCCGCGCCCUCGCGGAGCGGUGCGCCGAGCUGUGCCGCGAGCGCGACGCGCGGCGCGUCGAGUCCACCGCCGCGGUCUUCCGGCAGCGGCGCCUGCGGCUCCAGGUCGCGGCUCUGCAGCGGUCGCUUGCGCAGCGCACGCCGCUGUUGGAGCUGCCCGAGGGCCUGCAGCCGCACCAGGUGCCCGUGCCGCCGAAGGGGUCGACGCGGCGGGCGGCGGCCGCGCGCGCGCACGCGCUGGCGCUCGCGGAGAGCGGCGUGCCGGGCCUGGGGUGGUGGAGAGGACUCGCCGACGUGGGGGGGGAGUUGGGGGAGUUCGACGCGGAGUUCGAGGCGCUGGACGCGCGCGCCGCGGCGGCGGAGGAGCACUGGCGGCGCACGGUUGCGCGGGAGCAGGCGGCGCCGCGGUUGUAG